AUGGUAAAUCCAGCUGAACACAAGCCAAUCAUCCACAAGAAGACAAACAGAUUCCAUCGCCCACAGUCCGAUCUCUGGAAUCGUGUUCCUUCCGCAUGGCGCCAUCCACGUGGUAUCGAUUCACGUUUCCGCAGGAAGUAUCGUGGCACCCCACUCCACCCAAGUGCUGGUUUUGGCUCCGACAAGGAAACAAGAUUCAUGCUUCCAAACGGCUUUAUUCCAGUUAUCGUUCGCUCACUCAAAGAUCUCGACAUGUUACUUACAAAGAAUACAACACACGGCGCCAUGAUUUCUGCUCAGGUUGGUGCUAAGCUUCAGCAAGAAAUCAUCAAGAAAGCACAGGAAUUAAACAUCGAAAUCCUCAACCAAGCUCGUAAGCAUGUUGCUCAGGAGCAAUAA
Molecule: messenger RNA, 399 nt
Organism: Trichomonas vaginalis G3
Lineage: Eukaryota; Parabasalia; Trichomonadida; Trichomonadidae
Product: 60s ribosomal protein family
Exons: 1
Coding region: 1-399 (132 amino acids)
Biological process (GO): translation
Cellular component (GO): ribosome; cytosolic large ribosomal subunit
Molecular function (GO): structural constituent of ribosome
Source: RefSeq, a predicted model, not a curated record